Messenger RNA from Ilex paraguariensis (yerba mate), 1501 nucleotides. Lineage: Eukaryota; Viridiplantae; Streptophyta; Magnoliopsida; Aquifoliales; Aquifoliaceae. The record is from the annotation of a GenBank genome assembly.
UCUCUCUCUCUCUCUCUCUCUCUCUCUGUCAAUGGCUGUUGUAAGACUUUCCUGCAUUGUCACCUUGAGUUUGUUUUUGACAAUAGUUGACGCUAGAAUUCCAGGUGUUUACACCGGUGGGGCGUGGCAAAGCGCUCAUGCUACGUUCUACGGUGGAAGUGACGCCUCUGGAACUAUGGGUGGAGCUUGUGGGUAUGGAAACUUAUACAGCCAAGGCUACGGAGUGAACACGGCGGCGCUAAGCACAGUUCUGUUCAACAAUGGUUUCAGCUGUGGGUCGUGUUUUGAGAUCAAGUGUGACAGUGACCCACAGUGGUGCCACCCUGGUAGUCCCUCCAUUUUCGUCACUGCCACCAACUUCUGCCCACCAAACUACGCAUUACCCAACGACAAUGGCGGGUGGUGCAACCCUCCUCGCCCUCACUUCGACCUUGCCAUGCCCAUGUUCCUCAAGAUCGCCGAGUACCGCGCCGGCAUUGUCCCCGUCUCUUACCGCCGGGUGCCAUGUAAGAAGCGAGGAGGAAUCAGAUUCACAAUCAACGGCUUUCGAUACUUCAACUUGGUUUUGAUCACCAACGUCGCGGGUGCAGGGGAUAUCGUGCAGGUGUGGAUCAAAGGGUCGAAAACAAAUUGGAUGAGCAUGAGUCGCAAUUGGGGUCAAAAUUGGCAGUCAAACGCAGUGCUGGUUGAUAUCAUUCCGAAAGCUUUGAGCCAUGAGAUUUUUGAAAGAUUAGUGUAUCAACAAUCUACCAACUCAGCGUUCUACGCUCAGUGGAAUUCUUCCACUAGACCAAAAAACACCAAGAAAGGGAAGCCAAAACCUUCAUUUGACUUUGCCUCAAAAUCGUCCAAUUCUUCUCUAGUUUAUUGUCAACUCUGUGACAAGGAGGGACACUUGGCUAAACACUGUUGGACAUUUCUUAAUCUCAAGAAAAAACAGUCUACCAACCUUGAUGAGACUUUUGCUGCUUGUUCGAUUCCGGACUCCAACGACUUUGAUUGGAUCGGGUUACAAGAGGAGUGCUUAGGGUCGACAGAUGUGAGAAUGGCAUAUAUCAUUCCGAAAGCUUUGAGCCAUGAGAUUUUUGAAAGAUUAGUGUAUCAACAAUCUACCAACUCAGCGUUCUACGCUCAGUGGAAUUCUUCCACUAGACCAAAAAACACCAAGAAAGGGAAGCCAAAACCUUCAUUUGACUUUGCCUCAAAAUCGUCCAAUUCUUCUCUAGUUUAUUGUCAACUCUGUGACAAGGAGGGACACUUGGCUAAACACUGUUGGACAUUUCUUAAUCUCAAGAAAAAACAGUCUACCAACCUUGAUGAGACUUUUGCUGCUUGUUCGAUUCCGGACUCCAACGACUUUGAUUGCAUACAGGAUCGGGUUACAAGAGGAGUGCUUAGGGUCGACAGAUGUGAGAAUGGCAUGUACGUGCUCGAUCAAAAUCAUCAUGCCCUUGCUUUGGUCGUUUCUUCCAAUAAGUCGAGUGCCUCUGUUCAUCUGUGA